AUGGGUAAUGGCUGUUCUGGCUAAAGAGAAAUGACUGAAAGGUCUUAUUCCUUAAGGCAACCAUCAAUAACUUUAACUAGAUUAACAGAAUAAGAGAAGUUGAUAACCCUUGUUCCUGCAAGUCAAUUAACUCAAAUAGAUUUGCCAAAUGCAUUGCUUCCUUCCCCUUCAAGACAGAGUAUCUCUUUUGAACCUUUAAUGACUUCCAAAGUGAGAGUGCCAUCAGAAGAGAGCUAGUUUCAGAAUCAAUUCGUCUAAACUUAAGAAGUUAAGUUAAUAAAAAAGAAACACGAUUAACCACAUCGUCCUUAAAUUUAAGUGCCUAAAAAAGAGCAUAAAAAAAAGGAAGUAUAUGAAAUAGCGCCUAAAUAUCACUCUUCAAGUCCAAAAAAAAAAAACAAAUAAAAGUCAACAUCGCCAUUAGGAAACCAAUAAUAUUAAUAUUAUGAUAAUAAUAAAACUAAUAAAAGCAAAAGAAAAAAAUCAUCAACAAGUCAAUAGAAAAUAAAGUAAGUUAAUGAGGUUGAAAUAAUUUCAAGAAGAAAAUAUUCUGAUCUUCCACCGAGGACAGAAAAAACUUAGGUGAAAAGAAAGAUUAGUAAUUCAAUUGACGAUCACAAUUUUAUUAUUGGGACAGAUUGUGUUUCAAAGGUGAAAUCGUUUACGCCCAGUCCAAUUUUGAAAAGAAGAGACUCUGAUUGCGAGACGAACUCUUUUUAAAAAAAGAUGGUGAGAUUCAAAGACGUAAACUACAGAAGAUCAGGUUUUGUUAAUUGA
Paramecium octaurelia is the source of this 777-nucleotide messenger RNA. NCBI's taxonomy places the organism in Eukaryota, Ciliophora, Oligohymenophorea, Peniculida, Parameciidae. The record is from the annotation of a GenBank genome assembly.